This is a messenger RNA of Pipistrellus nathusii (Nathusius's pipistrelle), 990 nucleotides long. The record is from the annotation of a GenBank genome assembly. NCBI's taxonomy places the organism in Eukaryota, Metazoa, Chordata, Mammalia, Chiroptera, Vespertilionidae.
AUGUCGGCCGAGGCUUCGGGCCCGGCGGCCGGGGCCCUGUCCCUGGAGGUCCCUAAGCCCUGGGGCCUCGAGCCGGGCGCCGCCGCCGCCCCCGGGCUGCAGCCGCAGACCCCGAACAGCAAGUACGUGAAGCUGAACGUGGGGGGCUCGCUGCACUACACCACGCUGCGCACGCUCACGGGCCAGGACACGCUGCUCAAGGCCAUGUUCAGCGGCCGCGCCGAGGUACUCACCGACGCCGGAGGCUGGGUGCUGAUUGACCGGAGCGGCCGCCACUUUGGUACAAUCCUCAACUACCUUCGGGAUGGGUCUGUGCCACUGCCUGAAAGUGCCAGAGAACUGGGGGAGCUGCUAGGGGAAGCACGCUACUACCUGGUCCAGGGCCUGAUUGAGGACUGCCAGCUGGCACUGCAGCAAAAAAGGGAGACCCUGUCCCAGCUGUGCCUCGUCCCCAUGGUGACAUCUCCCCAGGAGGAGCAGCAGCUCCUGGCCAGCACCUCCAAGCCCGUGGUGAAGCUCCUGCACAACCGCAGUAACAACAAGUACUCCUACACCAGCACUUCAGAUGACAACCUACUUAAGAACAUCGAGCUGUUUGACAAGCUGGCCCUGCGCUUCCAUGGGCGGCUGCUCUUCCUCAAGGAUGUCCUGGGGGACGAGAUCUGCUGCUGGUCCUUCUACGGGCAGGGCCGCAAAAUCGCCGAGGUGUGCUGCACCUCCAUUGUCUAUGCCACGGAGAAGAAGCAGACCAAGGUGGAAUUCCCAGAGGCCCGGAUCUUUGAGGAGACCCUGAACAUCCUGAUCUACGAGACUCCCCGGGGUCCAGACCCAGCCCUCCUGGAGGCCACAGGGGGUGUAGCUGGAGGUGGUGGGGUGGCCCGAGGGGAGGAUGAGGAGAACCGAGAGCAUCGUGUCCGCAGGAUCCAUGUCCGGCGCCACAUCACCCAUGACGAGCGUCCUCAUGGCCAACAGAUUGUCUUCAAAGACUGA